Molecule: messenger RNA, 4512 nt
Organism: Argiope bruennichi
Lineage: Eukaryota; Metazoa; Arthropoda; Arachnida; Araneae; Araneidae
Product: caskin-2-like
Exons: 14
Coding region: 135-2633 (832 amino acids)
Biological process (GO): cell surface receptor protein tyrosine phosphatase signaling pathway; axonogenesis
Cellular component (GO): axon; focal adhesion
Molecular function (GO): protein phosphatase binding; signaling adaptor activity
Source: RefSeq, a predicted model, not a curated record
UACUGAAGUUAGAUGAUUGAAGUGUUCGCAGUCGGCGAUUGUGCGAUGGCGCUUUUUCUUGUUAUAAUGUGUGUGGACCAAAUUUAAAAAAGGAUACCUGUUAUAAAUUCAUAAAGGAUUAUAAAUUAUUAACCAUGCCUCGGAAACUAUUAGUGGGUGGCUUGCAGCGCAACGGGUCAGUGAAGGGAGUGAAGAAGGUGUCACCUCCUACUGUUCCUACCUUGAACGUGAAAUCUGCCCAGUUCAAGAAAAGCCCCUGCAUUCUGAACGGCGAUGAACAACUGACCGUUGACUUCUGUGAUUCGGACAACGAUUACGGUCCCUAUUGCAAACCUCCGAGAUCCCCAUCCAACGGGAGCAAUCACACUGUUCAACCUUUUUAUAACGGUUCAUCACAAAACUCUCAUCCCAUGAAGAAAAUGACUCCUGGUGGAGGCUCUAACGGCCAGAUCCAUUUAGCCCAUGUCAUUGUCCAUAGUCAACCAGAUAGCCUUCCAAGUACCCCUUCAGAUGCUGGUCAUUCACCAUGUCUUUCAAAAGGUCGUCUAAUGAGCGGCACGCAAGCUUCUUUAGAAGAUCAAGGCAUCGACAUGAACAGUCCAGGAAGACACAGUCCGGGAGGCAGCAGUGGAGGUAGCAGUAUAUCCAGGCAUUCUCUGUCCAGCCUUGACAGUGGGAGAGCUUCUGCCCCAGGAUCUGAAGGAAAGGUUGUCAAUCGGCGUCUGUCCAUUCAGAGCUACGAGGGUUCCUCUCCUCAAAGGCGAUCGUACCACAGUUCAAGUUCCAGCAUUGCCAGUGUAGGAGACGAUUUGGGGCCGGGACCCAACGUCGCAGAAAUGGUUUUGCAUGGGCUACCGGAUGUGGAAGUCUUAAGCACGUGGUUGGCAACUUUACAUUUUGAAGAAUACAUCCCACUGUUCCUGCUCUCUGGGUACGAUAUGCCGACCAUCACUCGAAUGACACCCGAAGAUCUCACUGCCAUUGGAAUAACAAAACCCAAUCACCGUAGAAAAUUAAAGGCAGAAAUAGCGAAAUUGAACAUUUCUGAUGGAAUUCCAGAAUACAAGCCAGACUCUUUAUUAGAAUGGCUACAGUUAUUACGAUUAGAAGAAUAUUUUGAUACAUUAUGUCAGCAAAAUUACAACACAAUAGACAAAGUAACGGAUUUAACUUGGGAAGACCUGGAGGACAUAGGAAUACAAAAGUUAGGUCAUCAGAAAAGACUUUUAUUAGCAAUAAAGCGUAUAGAAGAUAUCAACCAUGGUCGCCGGCCCAAUCUGGUUCCUCAGACGAAUACGCAGCUUCGAUCAGGUGGCUCUUCAAUUGGAUGUUCAACUUUUCCUAGACCUUCUACUCUUAGUGAUGUACAGCCUUUACAAUAUCCGAGUCAGGAAAUAGCUAUAUCUACACAUCGUCCAAAGAGUUCACCGUCCACAGAUUCCAUCCCAGAAAUGAAAACAUUUCAGCAAUCGCCACUGCGAGAAGAAAACCUAUUCUUGCAAGCUGUGCACAAUUCAGCGCAAAAUAUAGCAACUUCACAACAUCACAAUGGUAUAACAAAUUCGAUAAUUUCUCCUUCCAGAGUGAGAUCUCUGGAAAGUCUGAGUUCAGACAUUAGUUCGAAUAUGAGCUGCUCCGAGUUACAGACUUCGUCUCCCACACCACUUCAGCUACCACCACCGGCACCGGCACCCCUUGCGACAGCUGAGCCUCCCAAAAAUCCAACCAAAGACUGGCACGUGACGGAUUUGGAUCAGGACUUCGAGUACGAAUGCGAAGGUACUGCUACCUUAAACCGCCCCAAAGGCCUGGUCAAGUUACGACCCAUGGCCAAAAUAACAGCGAAAACCCGCGAGGAAAUCGCUGAAGCCAUUAUGGACAUACCGGACAGUGAAUUCAAAUCUCUGAUUAAUCAAAGUCGGACGCUUGAUGGCUGGUCAAGUCUGGACGGCUCGCCCAGACACGGACCUGCUACUGUUCCAAGAAGUGCAACCUUGAAAAGAGCGCCGCCGCCACCCCCACCAAAGCGGAGCAAUUCUGCCAAAGGUGAAAGGCCUCCGAUGGAACCAGCGAAAGAAGACGUUGCACCAAACAAACCCAAAAGUGAGCAAACAGUCAAAAACAAUGUACGAGGACCUAAAGAAACAGAAUCCAUACGUGCCGAGGAGUUUCCACCUCCUCCAUCGCCGUUGCCUUCAGUUGUGGACGAGAAAUCAAAUAAAUCCUCCGGUGAGAAUCCAGAACCGAUGGAUGAACUGUUUAACAAUCCUUUGUUCAAACAAAGACGAAAAGAUUCUUCGGGAUCAUCUGGUAGUGUUGACUCGUCCGCUCUGCCAUUUGCUAAUGAAGCUGUUGGAACCAUAAAACAGAAAGUAUCGAAACCUUAUCCUGCUAUCCCACCACAUGGUUCAUUAAGUUCCCAACUUAAAGCUGCCCAGAAAGCGAAAAGUAGCAACACACCUGAAAAGAAUCCAAAUCCUCCAAAAGUAAACAAUGCAACAAAAGUAGAGCAUGAAUAUGAUGUAACACCGGAAGCAAUAUCUCCAGGUGAUGUCAUCGACGAUAUUGAAAACAUGCUAGCCAAUCUCUCGGAUCAGUUAGAUGCAAUGCUUGAUGAAGAAGUACAGAAAUGAAACAUAUUAAUCAAAUAUAAUUAACAAAAACCUUGUAUAGAAUGUAUAUUAGAACUGUUGCUGCAUACAAAAAUUAUUAUAGUCUGGUUCUGCCUGGUGCAGUGAAACAAGGGGAAAAAAAUAACUAACUCUGAAAGACAUUGAAAGAAUUUUAUUUAACAAAAGGAAUAUAGUGCAACUAAGCAUUUUGUAAAUUCAAGUUAAAUUUAUAGACAUUUAAUUCCUCUUUAUUCAGAGGAAUAUUAAUCUAGAACACAUGUCUGUUUAUAUGUGCACAUGUCAAUUUUGUUACCCCCCAAUUUGAAAAUUAAAGAGUUCCUCAGUUUUUUUUGUAAAAUACUGCAUAAAGGACUGGAAUUUGAGCAUUUAUUAAGUGAAUAUUGUACUAUCACCAUUUUUAAUUUCAUGAGUUUAUGUACAUACCUUCUCAUUUGUCAUGUAAAUUAUCAGUUUGGUGGAAUUAAGAAACCAUGAAAUAUACUUUUAGAUUUUUUUCUAAAAAAAAAUCAAAUGCAAUCAAUUUUUUUAUUACUUUAAUAACCCUAUAUGCAUUGCUCUACCUCAUAAAAUUAUCAACAUUGACAGUAUUGAACAUUUUUUAAAAUUAAAAUUUAACUGAAAAUGAUUGGACUUUUGAGUGUCAUGUAACAGCAUCUGUUAAAAUGUCUUUAAAAAUAGUGAUUAACAGUUACUUUAUUCAUUAUUAAAUGACAAACAGAGUGAACAUAUUGAGAAAUGUUACGUACCAAGUACUUUUUUUUACAUUAGUAAAUACUAUAUUUCAUGGUUUCUGAUUUGAAAAAAAUAUAAAGUAUGUAUAGAAUUCAUCAGCACAUCAUAAAUAAUGCCUUAUUACACUCAUGUAAUCUGUUUUGCUAUUAUUUAGUAUUUUCUGUGCUACCAUAAGUCAUUUCUUUUUUGAAAUUUUAAUAUAUUCUCUUGUCAAAUCUAAUUAUUUUCACAAUAUUAGUAAACUUGUUGUGAAAUACUAAGAUUUAUAUAUGCAUAUAUAUAUAUAUAUUGUAUUUAUUUCAAAGUACAGUAAUAAAAUACUUUUAAUAUGCCUUUAAAAUUACUGUACGAAGCAGUAUAAGCACAUGUAUUCUGACAAUCUAAUGUGCAACUGAGGCUUCCAUUGUUUCUCUAUUUUUUGCAGGUUUAUUUAGUAUGCAUUAUUUCUAAUACUCAAAAUAAACCAUUUUUAUUAAUCAAUUUGAAUAAUAACCAAUAACCCUUGUGCCAAAGCAUUCAGUAGUAAAAUUUUAGACUGUCUGAUUCAAUGGUGGGAAAUAGUAGCUGCUCAGUUAGUGAUGAAAUUUUUAAAACUUUUAUUAAUUCUCAUUAAACAUUGAUCAAAGUUUAGAUUAUAGAGUUAAACAGCAUGUACUAUUCACAAGAACUUAAUUCUUAUCCCAGCUCAAAUGCCUAGUUAGCUAGUCCUUGUGUUAAAAUACCCAAGUUUAAACAACAGUGCAUGUUAAAUAUUAAACAACUUGAUCACUAAAAAUAUAUCAAAACAACAUGGUUUGUUGUAUCUAUCCAGAUAUACUAGUCAUUGCAAGUUUGAACCCGUGUCUUAUAUUAUUAACACUUGCUUGAAGGGAAUUUCUUGGGUGAAAAAAUGAAAUAAUGUUUUAUGUAUUUAAUAACUUGUACAAAUAACUCACAAAACGGUAAGUUUCGUUUUAUGUACCAUAAAAUGUUUUUAAGUAACUGUCAAAGUAUAAAUCUGAUUGAAUCAUCCAAAUGUGUGUAUAGUUACAAUUACUAUACAGUACUUCAAUGUUAAUGUAGUGAAACCUGAAAUAUAAUAUUUAAUGGGAACAAUAAAAUAUAAUUGUACUGCACUAAGUUUGUGUGAUGAAAUAUCUUUGUUAAC